Molecule: messenger RNA, 2583 nt
Organism: Ogataea angusta
Lineage: Eukaryota; Fungi; Ascomycota; Pichiomycetes; Pichiales; Pichiaceae
Exons: 1
Coding region: 1-2583 (860 amino acids)
Biological process (GO): glycogen catabolic process
Cellular component (GO): cytoplasm
Molecular function (GO): pyridoxal phosphate binding; glycogen phosphorylase activity
Source: RefSeq, a predicted model, not a curated record
AUGUUUUUUUCUAGUGGUUCUGAAAAAGGCCAUAAGAGAUCGCUUACGGGCUUCACACCCACGGAGAUUAAAGCAAUUGACAACUCCAUUCCACUGAAGGCCCGCGAAGCGUGGCAGAAGUAUGGAACCAAGGAGUUUGAGUCUGCGGAGGAACUGGAAGCACGGUUCAUCGACCAUGUGGAAACCACUUUGGCGCGGUCAAUGUACAACUGCGACAACCUGGCCGCAUACCAAUCUCUAUCGAGCUCUGUCAGAGACAAGCUCAUUUUGCGGUGGAAUAAAACUCAGCAGUUGCAUACCGUAAAGGAGGUGAAACGUGUCUAUUACUUCUCAUUGGAGUUUCUGAUGGGUAGAGCUCUAGACAACGCUAUAAUCAAUCUGGAUAUAAAGGACUUGUGUAACAAGUCCACGAAUGAGCUGGGAUUCCGUCUUGAAGACCUCAUUGAAACCGAACCAGAUGCUGGUCUUGGAAACGGAGGACUAGGAAGACUUGCUGCCUGCUUUGUGGAUUCCCUGUCUACCGGCAAUUAUCCGGGUUGGGGAUACGGUUUGAGAUACAAUUACGGAAUUUUUGCACAGAAGAUUGUUGACGGCUACCAGGUUGAAGCCCCUGAUUACUGGCUGAAAUUUGGAAAUCCAUGGGAGAUUCCUCGCACAGAGAUCCAAAUUCCUGUGGACUUCUAUGGCUACGUUUCCACUGAAAAGGAUGAGAAAACCGGUGGCCUGUAUAAGCAAUGGCAUGGAGGAGAGAGAGUUUUGGCAGUCGCUUAUGAUUUUCCUGUUCCGGGAUACAAAACAAGCAAUGUCAACAACUUGAGAAUGUGGUCAUCGCAGCCUACCACGGAGUUCGAUUUCCAGAAAUUCAACCAAGGAGAUUACACCAAUUCCGUUUCGCAGCAACAAAGAGCAGAGUCCAUUACGGCUGUUUUGUAUCCUAACGACAAUUUCUAUCAAGGAAAAGAGCUACGUCUGAAGCAGCAGUACUUUUGGGUUGCAGCAUCGUUGCACGACAUUGUGAGACGGUUUUUGAAAACUAAGAAACCAUUCUCACAAUUACCCGACUAUGUUUCCAUCCAAUUAAACGAUACACAUCCGACCAUCGCGGUGGUUGAGUUGCAGCGAAUUUUGGUGGACUUGCAGAAGGUUGAUUGGCAUGAAGCUUGGGACAUUGUGACUAGAACUUUUGGCUACACGAACCAUACCGUUAUGUCUGAAGCACUGGAGAAAUGGCCUUUGGAGCUAUUUGCCAACCUGCUGCCAAGACAUCUGGAGAUUAUCUACCAAAUCAACUUUGAGUUUUUGCAGGAGGUUGAGAGGAAGUUUCCUCAAGAGAGAGACCUGCUUACAAGAGUCUCUGUUAUUGAAGAGUCUUCGCCAAAAAACAUCCGUAUGGCUCACCUAGCCAUUAUUGGCUCUCAUAGGGUUAACGGUGUUGCUGAGUUGCAUUCCGAGUUGAUUAAGACGACAAUUUUCAAGGACUUCGUCAAGAUCUAUGGCUCAGAACGGUUUACCAAUGUUACCAAUGGUAUUACCCCUAGAAGAUGGCUCAAGCAAGCCAAUCCAAAGCUGAGCGAACUUAUUGCCUCAAAAUUGGGAGGCUAUGGAUAUCUCACCAAGCUCGAAAAACUCCAAGAGCUGCAAAACUUCCUGGAAGACUCAGAGUUCAAGAAAGCUUGGGUAGAAGUCAAGAAGUAUAACAAGGUUAGAUUGACUGAUAUGAUCAAGACGCUGACAGGCAUUGAAGUCAAUCCGAACAGCAUGUUUGACAUUCAGGUCAAGAGAAUUCACGAGUACAAACGCCAACAGCUCAACAUUUUUGGUGUGAUCUGGAGAUACUUGCAGAUCAAAGCCACUCCAAAAGAAGAGCGCGCUGCCAAAUGGCCCGCCAAAGUGUGUAUUAUUGGCGGUAAGGCUGCUCCUGGAUAUUACGCUGCCAAGAAGAUAAUCAAGCUGGUCAAUGCAGUUUCUAAUGUUGUCAAUUCGGACACAGACGUUGGUGAUAUAUUGAAGGUGGUUUUCAUCCCCGACUAUAACGUUUCCAAGGCUGAGACUAUUUGUCCAGCUUCAGACAUUUCCCAACAUAUUUCCACAGCAGGAACAGAGGCUUCAGGAACUUCAAAUAUGAAGUUCGUCUUGAACGGAGGUCUCAUUAUUGGUACUGUUGACGGUGCUAACGUUGAAAUCACGAGAGAAAUAGGUGAGGACCAAAUAUUCUUGUUUGGAAAUCUUUCAGAGGAUGUGGAGGAGCUUCGCCACGAACAUAACAUGGGCCGUUUAACUAUUCCCGAUUCUUUGAAUCAAGUGUUUGAUGCUAUUGAGUCGGGCAAGUUCGGCAGCUACGAAGAAUACCGCACGCUUGUGGAAAACGUCAAAUUUCACGGUGACUACUACCUUGUCAGUGACGACUUUGAAAGCUACUUAGAGGCACAGAGAACGAUUGAUAAGGAAUAUAAAGAUCAGGACAAUUGGACCAGAAAGUCCAUUAUUUCAGUCGCCAACAUGGGAUUCUUCUCGAGUGACCGUUGCAUAGAAGAGUAUGCAGACAAUAUUUGGAACAUUGAGCCAAUCAAGGAGCAAGUAUAA